UUGUCAUUAAGUGAAAAGUUGAAUACAUUGUCCCAAAUUUAAAUUCCUUUUUUUUUAUUUGCGUUGCAAAGUGAAUUAUCUAAAAUAAGAUUUAUGCUUUAUUUAAACUCAACAGUGGGCAUUUACGUAUUUACUAGCAGUGAAAAUAUUUUAAAUAAUAUAAUUCAGUCAUUAUACAACAUAACCUUAUUCCGAAAUGUCGGUCACUAACAUUGAUACUGUAGAAAAUUUUGUGAAUUUCGUAAGGUCGCCAUCCUUAACAGUUGUGCACUUCUCAGCUGAUUGGGCAGACCAAUGUGGUCAGGUUACAGACAUAAUGAAAGAACUGCUAAAAUUACCAGAAGUACAAUCCAGUGGUAGUAAAUUUGGUGUUUGUGAUGCCGAAAACCUUUCAGAAAUCUCACUGAAAUAUAAGGUGGAUUCUGUUCCUACUGUAAUAUUAUUUAAAAAUGGAACUCAAAUAGACAGAAUUGAUGGAGCUGAUGCUGCUCAAAUAUCUUCAAAGGUUAGAACUCACAGUGGAGCUAAAGAUGCUUUAGAUGUAUCACCUAAACAGUCAUUAGAAGAAAGACUGAAAGCUCUUAUAAAUAAACAUAAUAUAAUGGUGUUUAUGAAAGGGAAUAGGGAUGCACCUAGAUGUGGUUUCAGUAGAACUCUCAUUCAAAUUCUUAAUGGUACUGGAGUGCAGUAUGAAACAUUUGAUAUCUUAACAGACGAGGAGGUUCGGCAAGGUCUGAAGGCAUAUUCUGAUUGGCCCACAUAUCCUCAAUUGUAUGUCAAAGGAGAGUUAGUAGGUGGAUUAGACAUUAUAAAAGAACUUCAAGCUAAUGGAGAGCUAGAGUCUACUCUAAACCCUUAAAUUAUGCUUAUCAGUGUUGUGUAGCUCAUUUUUUAUUUAUUUAAUAAAAAUAAUGAAAUUUUA
Molecule: messenger RNA, 922 nt
Organism: Nymphalis io (European peacock)
Lineage: Eukaryota; Metazoa; Arthropoda; Insecta; Lepidoptera; Nymphalidae
Gene: Grx3
Product: glutaredoxin 3
Exons: 4
Coding region: 197-859 (220 amino acids)
Source: RefSeq, a predicted model, not a curated record